Messenger RNA from Penicillium waksmanii, 870 nucleotides. RefSeq lists its product as uncharacterized. The coding region runs from base 1 to 870 and encodes 289 amino acids. The transcript has a single exon. The record is from RefSeq and is a predicted model, not a curated record. NCBI's taxonomy places the organism in Eukaryota, Fungi, Ascomycota, Eurotiomycetes, Eurotiales, Aspergillaceae.
AUGGGAGAUACUGAACGUUAUUCUCAAAGAGAAAUAUCCCAGUGCCUGGAUCCUCAAUCGACCAAGCCAGCCCAGUCUCCAGGUUCAUCAGGGCCCGCGUCAGAGACAACCUUCAAAGGGCCGGAGCCAGCUACCCCAAGGUCGAAAUUUGGCAAUGCCAACGACAGGAUCGGAAAGCCUGAGGUCUCAGAAUCAAAGCGCCAGAAAAUUCCCCAAAACCCACCCAAACCAGCACCCAAACCCCUCCCUCAGAUGGUCACGAAGUUCGAGGAUAUCCCCGCCCACACGGCCAAAUGCGACACAUGCAACCACCGGAAUAAUAAAGGCAUGAUCCGCUGCAGUGGCUGCGGCUGGCAACUAUGUCAGGACUGUCGGCAGAAGCGUGGUGGAGAUCUCAGCCACCCAACCUUCGACUGCUUGCACACUGAGGCACAUCAUCUCCGAUCGGGAAGUGAAUCUCUUGCCGCAUCCCCAGCCGCCAGCCGGUAUCAGACACCAGUGGCUAAAACGCCCGAGGAACAGGCGGCGGAAAUUCUUGCUGGCCGCCGAUAUCAAACACCGGUGCCUCGAUCUCCUGAGGAGGAGGCUGCAGGAAUCCUCGUUGACAUGAGCUCCUCGCCUCAGGUGGGGGAGCGUAAUGCCCUGUCGUUUCCCCCUCCUCCGUCUUCAAAGCAAGGUCGCUCAGGGCCCUCGACGCCCACGCCUUCGGCCCGGAACAAUCGACGUGGCACUCAAAGUAGUGCCGAGGAUAGUCACGAGACUUUGGCCGCCCCUUCUUCGAUUGACCUUGAGGGUACUCUGACGCCUCAUGACUGGGUGCGUCGCAACCCUGCCCGAAAUGCUCGUCCUUCUCGGGUCAGAUUCGAUUAG